Messenger RNA from Sesamum indicum (sesame), 1701 nucleotides. Its product is annotated as WAT1-related protein At3g28050. Gene Ontology annotation, cellular component: membrane. The record is from RefSeq and is a predicted model, not a curated record. Lineage: Eukaryota; Viridiplantae; Streptophyta; Magnoliopsida; Lamiales; Pedaliaceae. Gene Ontology annotation, molecular function: transmembrane transporter activity.
AAACAAAAAAGAAUCUUGUUCAUCAUUUUGUAUAUUUUAAUUGUUUGGCACAUGCAAAUUGCAAUAAUUGAAAAACAUGCGGAAAAUUGGUUUAGAAAUUUAGUGGGAUUAGUAAGAGUAACAUGGGCGAGGAAGGAAGACUGGUUAUUUGUGGCCCCAAAACAUCCAUAAGCGAGUGCGAUAACAAGUAGCAGUGUGUGGAGCUGAGGUUGUUGCAGUAGGUGGUGAAAGUGAAAUGGGGGGGUUUCUGGAGAGUUCAGCAGCGCCGUAUGUGGGGAUGGUACUGGCCACAACUGCCCAGGUGGGUCUGAUUAUUAUCAGCAAAAGAGCCAUGGCCACUGGAAUGACUAAUUACACGUUCGUUGCCUAUUCCAAUGCUCUUGCCGCUCUUAUCCUCCUCCCUUUAUCUCUUUUAGUUCACAGGUCAUCGAACCGGCCUCCACUGAGUUUCUUGUUGGUUUCUGGGUUUUUUUCAUUAGGUGUUCUUGGGUGCUUGGCGCAGCUGACGGGGUAUACUGGAAUUAAUUACACUUCUGCUGAAUUUGCCUCAGCAAUGCUUAAUCUCAUCCCAGGAUUUACCUUCAUACUUGCUGUCAUAUUCAGGAUGGAAAAGGUAGCUUGUCGCAGCUCAAGUUUUCUAGCAAAAGCUACUGGAACUGUUGUGUCAAUUGCUGGUGCCUUUGUUGUAACUCUUUACAAGGGCCCUCAAAUCAUGACUCGCCAAGCAUCUUCUAAGUUGCACUAUGAGCACAUGGAAAUACCACAAUUAAGCUGGAUACUUGGAGGAUUAUUCCUUACAGUAGAUUGUGUUGUCUCAUCGGGCUUCAUAAUUGUACAGGCAUCAAUUCUUAAGAAUUACCCAGCAGAGCUGAUUAUAGUCUUCUUUUACUGCUUCUUUGCCGCCAUUCUGUCCACAGUCGUAUCUUUGAUUGUGGAUAGAGACCUAAGUGCUUGGGCAUUGCAACCUAAUAUCAGACUGAUUGCUGUUCUGUAUUCGGGAAUUUUUGGUUCUGCAUUUCAGGUAAGUGUAACUACUUGGUGUCUGCAUAGAAGGGGUCCUCUUUUUGUUGCUAUGUUCCAUCCACUGAGCAUCGUUAUAGCAGCUGUACUGGGUACUAUCUUCCUGGGCGAUGUUCUGUAUCUUGGAAGUUUGGUGGGCUCCAUUAUCAUUGUUAUGGGGUUCUACUCUGUGAUGUGGGGAAAGGCAAAAGAAGUCGAGGUGAUUGGGAACGACUUGACCAGAAGUUGUGAAUCAACCAGUGAAAAAGCCCCCCUUUUGUCAAUCACGGAUGAGCAGGACAGAGCAUGAUAUCCUUCACUUACAAACAGAACAUGAAUGAAAAAGGUCAAAAGGGCACUGUGACAAGCACAAGAGAGAUUGUCUAAACAUGGGGGGCAUGAUGCCUCCUUCAAUAUUCUAGUGUUUACAGUUGGGACUCAAAUGUGGUACACUUAUAAUUGUACAAUUCCACACCACAUAACAUAAUGAGCCAGCAGAAAGCUGCUGCUAGGCGGCAACUACGGUUGAUGAAUAUCCAUAUUCUUCUGUAUUCCGACAGAUUUUACAUUAAGGUUGUCAUUGCUUUCAAGAUUACCUGUCUCUCACUGUACAAUGUGUAGAUAGAGAUUGUUGGUGAAGGGAAGCCUGACAUACAUAUUCCUCCCUGAAAUUUAUAAAACACCAUCGAUUUUCUUUGAUUA